UACUCGCCUUUAAGGGAUCAUAUUCAACUCUUUGAUUACUGAGAGAAUUUCUCUCCGGUCGAGGUCAUGUCUUCUGGUUCAGUUGUCUUUGGGUCCGUUCUUGUUGGUGCUCUCGCUGUUGCUGUCUUUAAGUGGAGACAAAGCAGAGGAAGCAAAACAGAUGAGCAUUCCAACACAGCUGAGAGGAAGUCAACAGAAGCUUUGAAGCCAGAAAAUGAAACCAAACCUGUGAAGCAGGAGAACGAGGUCCAGACAAAUGAGGUCAAUGAAGGCAAGACCAGUGAGAUGCCUACCUGUGAGUCUCUGAUCAAAGGUAUAAAAGCUGAAGUCCAGGAUGAGAAUGAAGGGAAUACCAAGCUGCAAACAGCCGAGAAGGAAACAGAGAUCAACAACACUGAGGUGCUCAAACAGACAGUCGAGCAGCUGGAGAAGACACAAGCUGAACUCCAGAGCAAGACUGAGGAGAUCUGUGAGCUGAAGGAGGAGCUCGAGAAACUUGAGUGGCUGAGAAACGACACCCUUAAAGGGAUGGAGGAGUCACAGACGAAGUUCACCAAGCUUACCCUCGCUAUCAAAAGGAUGGAGAAAUUGGAGGAGUACACAGACUUGGGCAAGCUCCAAUCACUCUGUUCUGAGAAUACAUCAUUGGAGAAAGACCUGCAGACUCUGAAGACAGAGCUUAAGGACAGCCAAAAAGAGUUGAAAGAUAAAACGGAUGAAACCCUGGUGCUCCGCGCUGAGAAAAACAGGAGGAAAGAAAAUGAGAGGUACCUGCAGACCAUGAAGCUGAGGCUUGAGGAUGAGAAUAAAGAGGUGAAUGAGGAACUAGCUAAAGUCAAACAUGAGCUCAGGGAUGAACAUCAGAGGAGGACGGCUGCUGAGAUAACCAUGCAGACGCUGAAGAAGGCGCUGGGAGCCAACGAUGAAAAGAUAAAAGAAAAAGAGGAUGAAAUCCUGGAGCUCCGUGCUGAGAAGAACAGAAGAGAAGGAGAUGAGAAGGAGCUGCAGACCACACAGAGGAAACUCCAGGCCAACAAUGAAGAGCUGACCGAGGAAGUCUCUAAAAUAAAGCAGCAGCUUAAUAAUGAGAAGCAGAGGAGGAUGGACACAGAAAUGACUCUGCAGUCCCUGAAAACAAAGCUGGACGCCAACAGCAAAGAGAUAAAAGAAAAAGAGGGUGAAGUCCUGGAGCUCCGUGCUGAGAAGAACAGACGAGAAGGAGAUGAGAAGGAGCUGCAGACCACACAGAGGAAGCUCCAGGCCAAGAAUGAAGAGCUGCAAGAGGAAGCAGCUAAAGUACAGCAGCAGCUUCAGACGGAGAAGCAGAGGAGACAGGAAGCUGAGACGAGCCUACAGCAGCUGAAGAAGAAGCUGGAGACCAAAGACACAAAGGUAAAGGCAGCAGCUGAGGAAGCUGUGAAAGAAUCAGAGACCUCUGGAGAAGAAACUGAAUGA
Molecule: messenger RNA, 1455 nt
Organism: Archocentrus centrarchus (flier cichlid)
Lineage: Eukaryota; Metazoa; Chordata; Actinopteri; Cichliformes; Cichlidae
Product: myosin-2 heavy chain-like
Exons: 15
Coding region: 67-1455 (462 amino acids)
Source: RefSeq, a predicted model, not a curated record